Molecule: messenger RNA, 1023 nt
Organism: Nomascus leucogenys (northern white-cheeked gibbon)
Lineage: Eukaryota; Metazoa; Chordata; Mammalia; Primates; Hylobatidae
Product: melanoma-associated antigen 3-like
Biological process (GO): negative regulation of transcription by RNA polymerase II
Cellular component (GO): nucleus
Molecular function (GO): histone deacetylase binding
Source: RefSeq, a predicted model, not a curated record
GUGAGGAGGCAAGGCCUGUGGGUCUCCAUUGCCCAGCUCCUGCCCACACUCCCACCUGCUGCCCUGACCAGAGUCAUCAUGCCUCUUGAGCAGAGGAGUCAGCACUGCAGUCCUGAAGAAGGCCUUGAGGCCCGAGGAGAGGCCCUGGGCCUGGUGGGUGCGCAGCCUCCUGCUACUGAGGAGCAAGACGCUGCCUCCACCUCUUCUACUCUAGUUGAAGUCACCCUGGGGGAGGUGCCUGCUGCCGAGUCACCAGAUCCUCCCCAGAGUCCUCAGGGAGCCUCCAGCCUCCCCACUACCAUCAACUACACUCUCGGGAGCCAAUCCAAUGAGGACUCCAGCAACCAAGAAGAGGAGGGGCCGAGCACCUUCCCCGACCUGGAGUCCGACUUCCAAGCAGCACUCCAUAGGAAGGUGGCUGAGUUGGUUCAUUUUCUGCUCCUCAAGUAUCGAGCCAGGGAGCCGGUCACAAAGGCAGAAAUGCUGGGGAGUGUCGUCGGAAAUUGGCAGCGCUUCUUUCCUGUGAUCUUCAGCAAAGCCUCCGAGUACUUGCAGCUGGUCUUUGGCAUUGAGCUGAUGGAAGUGGACCCCAUCGGCCACUUGUACAUCCUUGUCACCUGCCUGGGCCUCUCCUAUGAUGGCCUGAUGGGUGACAAUCAGAUCAUGCCCAAGACAGGCCUCCUGAUAAUCAUCCUGGCCAUAAUCGCAAAAGAGGGCGACUGUGCCCCUGAGGAGAAAAUCUGGGAGGAGCUGAAUGUGAUGCAGGUGUUUGACGAGAGGGAGUACAGUGUCUUUGCGGAUUCCAGGAAACUGCUCACCCAAGAUUUGGUGCAGGAAAACUACCUGGAGUACCGGCAGGUGCCCGGCAGUGAUCCUGCAUGCUACGAGUUCCUGUGGGGUCCAAGGGCCCUCGUUGAAACCAGCUAUGUGAAAGUCCUGCACCAUAUGCUAAAGAUCAGUGGAGGACCUCACAUUUCCUACCCACCCCUGCAUGAAUGGGCUUUGAGAGAGGGGGAAGAGUGA